Brettanomyces nanus is the source of this 1362-nucleotide messenger RNA. RefSeq lists its product as uncharacterized. The transcript has a single exon. The record is from RefSeq and is a predicted model, not a curated record. The coding region runs from base 1 to 1362 and encodes 453 amino acids. NCBI's taxonomy places the organism in Eukaryota, Fungi, Ascomycota, Pichiomycetes, Pichiales, Pichiaceae.
AUGACAGAGCCUGUUAACAAUUUGCAGAACGAGUUGAAAGGUGAGCAGAGAAAGCAGAAGAAAAAUGCCCAGUAUAACCAAGAAGAGAGGCAUAUAGGACACGAGCAGUCUCCACAUGUUCUGCCUGGUCAACAUGGUCAGCAUAACCAGCACAGCCAACAUGAGCAACAUGAUCAGCAUGACCAACGUAACCAUCAGUAUGAGCGCAGGCCAUCUGAUUCCAAAUUAGGGAGGUUUUCUUGGGUGCGAAAGUUGAUGAACAAUGGUAAAAGUGGAGUUGUUGAGGAGAAAAAACAACGGUAUACGAGCCGGAGACAAUCGCACGAAGGAGUGGAUUUAGAGGCGAAAGCAGGAGGCGCUAAACCAGUAGCUAAGGCAGCGGUGAAAACUGAAGCUAAGGCAAGGGCUAACGUUGAGGCUAAUUUGAGGGCUCGAACAAAAUCAAGAGCUCAGGCAAAAGAAUUGGCAAGAGUGAAGGCUAUUGACGAUUUACAGGCACAAAAGAGCAUUGGAGGCCGAAGCACUGGAGGUCGCAGUUUUGGGGGUAAAAGUCUUGGAGGUCGUAGUAAUACUGGUGAAAGUACGCAGGAGGAUAUAUUUUCCAUGUCCGCAUCUGUGCGAUCGAUCAAGUCAGGCAGAACUGCGUCUGCCUACCGAACUGGCGAUAUAGGCAGCUUCAUUAGCAACGGCGAAGCCUCCUUACUGUCAGAUGGAGUGAGCACGAGGCCCCUGUACUCUCUACACGGCUCUGAUUUUGAGGAGGAAAGCCAGAAGAACAUCCAGGAUACCAGCGAUACCCGCGAUAGGGACAUCCAGGAUAUACAUGGCACACGUAGUACCCAGGAAACUCAAGGUAGUGCUAUUGGAAGUGCCUUUAGCAGCACAAUUGGUAGUACUGUUGACAGUACUGUUGAUAGUACUGUAGGAAGCACGCUUGGUAGCACUGCAGAAAGUACUGCAGAAAGUACUGCAGAAAGUACUGCAGAAAGUACUGCAGACAGUCAAGGAAGUCAAGGUAGUACAGAUAGUGCAGGCAGUCCAAGUAGCCUUGGAGGCCUUGCUACAGGAGAUACAUACAGCACGAACGCUGGCGGCCACAGUAGUUUUGGAAACGGCGUGGUUCCAGUGUCCAUUUUUGCUUCCAGGUGUCUAACGCAGGGAACAGGUGCAACAGGAAGUACAAUAGCUACAAAUACAGGAGAUACCGCAUCAGUGGUGACCCUUGCCAGUUCUACAAGGAACAAACGCAGAAGAAGGAGUAUCGACACCAACGCAUCAAUGACAGCCAUUCCUCCCGCCAGUAUUAUGGAGAGAUUAGCCGGUACCAGCACUCCCGCCUCCAGCUCUAUCAAGGGUGAAUGA